AUGGGGUUUUGGUUUUUUGCAGAUGGCUAUUUUUCCCACCGACCGAAAGAGAAAAUGCGAACAGACAGCAAUAAUGAAAAUUCAGUCCCCAAGGACUUUGAAAAUAUUGAUAACAGUAACUUUGCUCCCAGGACUCAGAGGCAAAACCACCAGUCUGAGCUGGUGAAAAAACCCCUUAGCAAGCAAAAGGAGCACUUGAGAAAGAAACUGGAAGAGGAGAAGAUGAAGGAGAACUUGCUGCUGGGGAAGAACUCCAAUGAGGUGGUGCAAUUCAGUGAUCACCCUGGAAAAAACAGCAGCAGCAGCAGCAACAACAACAAUUUGAAGGAGAUUCACAGGUCUCCCAGACAGCCUCAUUUAAAAAAACCUGGAGACAGCUCCCCUGAACUGAGAUAUGACCAACCACCAAAGUGUGAGGUAACGGGCAAAGAGGCAAUCUCAGCCAUGUCCCGGUCUAAAUCUAAGCAGUGUCGGCAGGAGAUCGCAGACGUGUAUUGUCAGCACAAGCAUGGAAAGCUGAUGCCGGAGAAGGUGACGCGUUUCUGUACGCUGGAGGGAAAAGCCAACAACAAUGUACAGUGGGAUGAGGACUCCGUAGAAUACAUGCCAGCCAACCCAGUCAGGAUCGCAUUUGUCUUGGUUGUUCAUGGCAGAGCUUCUCGACAGCUCCAACGCAUGUUUAAGGCUAUUUACCAUAAAGACCAUUUUUAUUACAUUCAUGUUGACAAGAGAUCCAAUUACUUGCACCGGCAAGUGCUCCAGUUUGCCAACCAGUACCCAAAUGUGAGAGUCACUUCUUGGAGAAUGGCAACUAUUUGGGGAGGAGCAAGUCUUCUGUCCACCUACCUGCAGACCAUGAGGGACUUAAUGGAGAUGAAUGACUGGCCAUGGGAUUUCUUCAUUAACCUCAGUGCUGCCGACUACCCAAUCAGGACAAAUGAGCAGUUAGUAGCAUUCCUGUCCAGAUACCGUGACAUGAACUUCUUGAAAUCACACGGGAGGGACAAUGCAAGAUUUAUCAGAAAACAAGGACUGGAUCGCCUUUUCCUGGAGUGCGAUACCCACAUGUGGCGCCUGGGGGACAGGAAGAUCCCUGAAGGAAUCGCGGUCGAUGGAGGGUCAGACUGGUUUCUCCUUAACAGGAAGUUUGUGGAGUAUGUCACUUUUUCUAAUGACGAUCUGGUAACAAAGAUGAAGAGGUUUUACUCUUACACCUUGCUGCCUGCUGAGUCCUUCUUUCACACUGUUCUGGAAAAUAGCCCGUACUGUGAGUCCAUGGUGGAUAACAAUUUGCGCAUCACGAACUGGAACCGUAAACUGGGUUGCAAGUGUCAGUACAAGCACAUUGUUGACUGGUGUGGCUGUUCACCUAAUGACUUCAAACCAGCAGACUUCCACCGGUUCCAGCAGACUGCCAGGCCAACUUUCUUUGCCCGCAAAUUUGAAGCUGUAGUGAAUCAAGAGAUAAUUGGCCAGCUGGACUACUACUUGUAUGGCAACUACCCCUCCGGCACACCCGGCCUCCGGUCGUACUGGGAGAACGUGUAUGAUGAGCCCGAUGGCAUGCACACCCUCAGCGACGUGGCCCUCACCAUGUACCACGCGUUCUCCCGCCUGGGCCUGCGGAGAGCCGAGACCUCGUUCCACACUGCUGGAGACAACAGCUGCCGAUACUACCCCAUGGGCCAUCCAGUUUCCGUCCACCUUUACUUCCUUGCUGACCGUUUCCAGGGCUUCCUGAUCAGACACCAUGCAACCAAUCUGGCUGUCAGUAAACUAGAAACUUUGGAAACGUGGGUGAUGCCUAAGAAAGUCUUUAAAAUCGCAAGUCCACCAAGCGAUUUUGGAAGGUUGCAGUUCUCAGAGAUUGGAACUGAAUGGGACGCCAAGGAAAGGAUUUUCCGGAAUUUCGGAGGACUCCUCGGGCCGACUGAUGAGCCGAUUGGCAUGCAGAAAUGGGCAAAAGGCCCCAACGUCACUGUUACUGUCAUCUGGGUGGAUCCUGUUAAUGUAAUUGCAGCAACGUAUGACAUUCUGAUUGAAUCCAGUGCUGAAUUCACUCACUACAAACCACCUUUGAAUUUACCCCUGCGGCCCGGUGUCUGGACGAUAAAAAUUCUGCACCACUGGGUACAGGUAGCUGAAACCAAAUUCCUCGUUACUCCUCUCACCUUCUCUAAUCGACAGCCUAUCAAACAAGAGGAAGCUAUGAAGUAUCACAGCGGGCCUCCAAAGAAUGCGUACAUGGAGCAGAGCUUCCAGGGCUUGAAUCCCGUUCUGAACCUCCCCAUCAGUGCCGCCCGCGUGGACCAGGCCAAGAGGAACGCGGGGCUCGUCGGCACCCGGCUGGAAGCCUGGGGGGACUCUCGGUGGGACCCCGUGGACAUCUGCAGCACCGGCCCCACCUCCUGCCCCGUCAUGCAGGGCUGUGCUCAGACAGCCUGGAGCUCCCUGAGCCCGGACCCCAAAUCCGAGCUGGGCCCCGUCAAACCCGACGGUCGCUUGAGGUAG
Messenger RNA from Apaloderma vittatum (bar-tailed trogon), 2511 nucleotides. It is a transcript of the gene XYLT1, whose product is annotated as xylosyltransferase I. Lineage: Eukaryota; Metazoa; Chordata; Aves; Trogoniformes; Trogonidae. The record is from RefSeq and is a predicted model, not a curated record. Gene Ontology annotation, biological process: chondroitin sulfate proteoglycan biosynthetic process; heparan sulfate proteoglycan biosynthetic process. Gene Ontology annotation, molecular function: protein xylosyltransferase activity. Gene Ontology annotation, cellular component: membrane.